Messenger RNA from Charadrius vociferus (killdeer), 2166 nucleotides. It is a transcript of the gene GP1BA, whose product is annotated as glycoprotein Ib (platelet), alpha polypeptide. The record is from RefSeq and is a predicted model, not a curated record. NCBI's taxonomy places the organism in Eukaryota, Metazoa, Chordata, Aves, Charadriiformes, Charadriidae. The transcript has a single exon. Bases 1 to 2166 code for a protein of 721 amino acids. Gene Ontology annotation, molecular function: protein binding.
AUGAGGGUCCUUGCCCUGCUUCUGCUCAUCUUCCUGGCCCUGCUGCCCCCAGCCAGCACCAUCAACCCCGGCCAGCCCUGCCUGUCAGAGAUGAACAAGGUCAAGGACCUCCUGGAGGUGAACUGCACAGGGCAGGCUCUCAGCGCAGUGCCCCCAGAUUUGCCCAUGGACACAGGCAUCCUGCUGCUUAGUGCCAACCACCUGGUGUCCCUCUCCACCGCUGUCUUCCUGCCUCUCACCCAGCUGCAGGACCUUGACCUGUCUGACAACGGGCUGGCAACUCUGAACACCGGGCCCCUCUUGCCAUCCCUGCGGGAGCUGAUCCUCUCCCACAACGCACUGGGGGCUCUGCCCACCCUGCAGGGUCUGCCCGCACUCACCCGCCUGGCCGUGGCCCACAACAGCCUGACAGCGCUGGCCCCGGGGGCUUUCCGUGAUGUGCCACAGCUUCAGGACCUGGACCUGCGAGGGAACCGGCUGCGGACGCUGCCCCAGGAGGCCUUUGCGGAGCUGAGGGCACUCAAGGACUUGGACCUCUCAGACAACAUCCUGGAGGAGCUCCCCAAGGAGCUGCUGCAGGAUCUGCAAAACCUGGAGACCCUCUGGCUCUCAGGGAACCGCCUGCAGACCCUGCCCACCAACUUCUUCCCUGAGGGCCACCUCUUCGCAUAUGUCUUCCUUACUGAGAACCCCUGGCACUGCAACUGUGACCUGUACUACCUGCGGUACUGGAUCUUGCAGAAUGAAGGCAGUGUCUAUCAGCCAGAGCGGGGCCUGGAGAAGACAAAGGUGGAGGUUGCCCCCGAGAAGGUGCUGUGCCACAGCCCCCCUGAGCAUCAGCAGAAGCCCAUUAUCCGCUUCAAGCCCAACUGCCGCAACGUGGGGGAUAUGGAUGAGGAGGAAGAGGAUGGAUAUGAUGAUGAGGAAGAAACGAUGGCGAAAGCUACCACAAUCACCUUCUUCACUCCCUAUCCAUCCAUCCCCAAAGAGCAAGCUACCAUUCCCCAUGCUGUUACCUGGCCUCCUCUUGCUACUACAAGACCUCCCCUCAGCACCCCUUAUAGCUCUGCCCUCACCCCAAGCACUUUGCCCACAAUGCCUGCAAGCACCAGAGCUCCCAGCACCACCACUCCUGUGCCACCCAGUCCCACCAUCACACCCACACAGACCCCCAGCACUGCCGCCGUUCUCAUUGCUGCUCCCGCCAGCACCCCGCACAGAUCCGCCACCCUUGUCUCCACCACCUCACUGCCAACCACUGUGAGCACCAGACCUCCCAGCACCAGCAGCCAUCCCCAAACCACCCUCACCACCAGCGCUACCAACACCUCUGCCACUCUCAUGGUGUCCACUGGCAUGUUUUCCACCACCUCCACAACAGUGCCUUCUACUGACGUGCUGGAGGCCUCUUCCAUUGUCAGAUCUUCGUCUCCUCCUCUGACAUCGACCAUGCUGAUGGUCUCCACCACCAUGCUUUCCACUCAUGCUCCAACGCCACCAGCUCCCCUGGACACCACACGCUUCACCGAGCCUGCAGCUUCCCCUCCACCUGCACCACUCCCCUUCUGCCCAUGCUCCCUCCCAGCGCUGGCUGUACCCGUACUGCGCUCACGGGCAGGUGGGGAGGGUCCGCAGUGGGGGCAGUGGGUGCUGAGGUAUUGCUGCCUAUUGCACUGGGUGCUCUACCUGGCCUCCUUGGUUUUGCUGGUCCUGAGUGUGCUGGCUCUAGCAGGCUGGCUGGUGUGGAUGUGUCUGAUGGGACAACCCUCCUGGCACAAGUCUCCACCAAUCCAAGAGGUGCAGUAUCCACUGCUGAGGUGGAGGGAGUUGACAGGAAGCCCUGAGAUGCAUCUCAGCAGCUUCAAAAGCGCCCCCCAGCGCCCCACAUUCUGUACCAUCAAGGAAGUAGAGUUGUGCCCUGAGGUCACCUACUGCACGAUUAAAGACCUGGGGAUACAGUGCAGUCCUCCUGCAAGUUCCUCCUUCUGUACCACAAAGGAGCUGUGGGUCCACCAUAGUUCUCUGAGUGCUUCGUGCAAGUCUUUCUCCAGAAAGCUGACAGUCACGGACCUCAAGUCCCUGAGGACCCCUUCUGCUUACAGCCUGGACAGGGGUGUCGAGGCCAUCAGUGGGGUCAGAGUGAAAUAUGCUGGCAACACCUUGUAA